CAGGGUGGACUACACAAAACGGCCAUCCUGUAUAUGUAGGAAAAUCCCCCAUCGGGUCUCCUUAUCCCCCUGACACGCAGUCCCAUGCGCCUUUCGCAUGCGGCAGGCCUCUUGUCGCUGCUGCUUGGUAAACAGGAAGCUUUGUCCAUUACGAAGCAUCGCCUAUCCCUUCCUCCCUCACGAGGCGAAUCCCCCCCUGCCCAGAAAUCCCUUGAGAAUUGGCGUUCCAUCCUAAAUUGCAAUCUCCCUUCCGUACGAUACAUAUUCCACACCUAUGUUCCAAGUUCCUCAGACUCUACAGUAUACCCCGCAAUCGCUAUAGAGACGGAGCGGCGCAUAUUGGCCAUGCAUGCGGCCAUUACGAUCAACGUCAUCCGGUAUGUCGUUUCUACCACGUUCAGGCGAUGCAUCCGGACGCAAUGGUCCAGCUUCAUCUGAACACUUUCCUGAGCUUACAUGUCCGACGGCCGAUACUGCAAAGCGGCAUAUGCAGAUUCCGACGUCCUCUUUCUCCAAUGAACCAGGCCGCUCCAGGCCGUUUUCAACAGCAGCGAUGUUCCUCUCGC
This is a messenger RNA of Fimicolochytrium jonesii, 566 nucleotides long. RefSeq lists its product as uncharacterized. The coding region runs from base 85 to 438 and encodes 117 amino acids. The record is from RefSeq and is a predicted model, not a curated record. The transcript has a single exon. NCBI's taxonomy places the organism in Eukaryota, Fungi, Chytridiomycota, Chytridiomycetes, Spizellomycetales, Powellomycetaceae.